AUGAUUGAAUCUCAGAGGCAUUCUUUUCAUUUGGUAGAUCCAAGCCCAUGGCCCAUUUCGGGUUCACUCGGAGCUUUGGCAACCACCGUAGGAGGUGUGAUGUACAUGCACUCAUUUCAAGGGGGUGCAACACUGAUCAGUUUGGGCCUCAUAUUUAUCCUAUAUACCAUGUUCGUAUGGUGGCGCGAUGUUCUACGUGAAUCCACGUUGGAAGGACAUCAUACCAAAGUCGUACAAUUAGGACUUCGAUAUGGGUUUAUUCUGUUUAUCGUAUCGGAGGUGAUGUUCCUUUUAGCUUUUUUUCGGGCUUCUUCUCAUUCUUCUUUGGCACCCACAGUAGAGAUCGGAGGUAUUUGGCCCCCAAAAGGGAUUGGGGUUUUAGAUCCUCGGGAAAUCCCUUUUCUUAAUACCCUGAUUCUCCUUUCAUCCGGAGCUGCCGUAACUUGGGCUCAUCAUGCUAUACUCGCGGGGAAGGAAAAAGGAGCUGUUUACGCUUUAGUAGCUACCGUUUCACUGGCUCUAGUAUUCACAGGCUUUCAAGGAAUGGAAUAUUAUCAAGCACCCUUUACUAUUUCUGAUAGUAUUUAUGGUUCUACCUUUUUCUUAGCAACUGGCUUUCAUGGGUUUCAUGUGAUUAUAGGUACUCUUUUCUUGAUCAUAUGUGGUAUUCGCCAAUAUCUUGGUCAUCUGACCAAGGAGCAUCACGUUGGCUUUGAAGCAGCUGCAUGGUACUGGCAUUUUGUAGACGUGGUUCGGUUAUUCCUAUUUGUCUCUAUCUAUUGGUGGGGAGGUAUAUGA
This is a messenger RNA of Cucurbita pepo subsp. pepo (vegetable marrow), 798 nucleotides long. NCBI's taxonomy places the organism in Eukaryota, Viridiplantae, Streptophyta, Magnoliopsida, Cucurbitales, Cucurbitaceae. The record is from the annotation of a RefSeq genome assembly.